CCACUCUAGUUCUAAGAUUUGUAUUGAAACAAUUAAUUAACAUUCAUAAUUUCAUUUUAUUAAUAUUUUUGCAUUAGAAGCGAUGGACGCCACCAACACCUCGGAUGUAGCUUCGCCGCGUCAAGUGGAGCUGCAGCUGGAGCAGCAGCAAGAUGCACCAUCUGUCACCAAGUUCGCAUGCAAGAAGUGCCGCUGUUUGUUGUUUACUAGCGAGCAGCUCAUGCCGCAUGAGCCGGAGCAGCACCAGAUCUCGGCGCGCAGGAAGCUCAAGGACCUCAAGCACAGCGUCGGCGCGAACGUGGCCUGUUCUUCAUAUUUUCUAGAGGAAACGCUGUCUUGGAUGGACGAGGCUUUACUCGCCGAGGGCAAGAUCCACUGCCCCACUCUCAAGUGCCAGUCGCGUCUAGGAGCGCUGCAAUGGUCGGGCUCCCAGUGCUCAUGCGGCACGUGGGUUACACCCAGCAUCAAGAUCACCAAGAGCAGAGUAGACGCAGUCUUCAAGCAGAGCAACCUGAAUAUUGUCACGGGCGUCGUGCUACCCAACGCAGCACAGACAUAUGCAGCAGAAACAACCCCACCGACAAUCUAAGGACGUUAGUAUGACCGCAAUUGCAAGUUCAUUUUAACAUAACGUGACAAUGCAAUUGUCCUAGACCGCAAUUCGCCUAAGUUUAAGCAGACAAAUCCCAGUAGUUCACGCAGGCGUCGUUGCCAACAGAGACGAGCUCCGUCUCAGAGACGAAGCUGACGCCAGUGACGC
This is a messenger RNA of Phytophthora nicotianae INRA-310, 760 nucleotides long. RefSeq lists its product as hypothetical. The record is from RefSeq and is a predicted model, not a curated record. The transcript has a single exon. Gene Ontology annotation, molecular function: protein tyrosine/serine/threonine phosphatase activity. Gene Ontology annotation, biological process: protein dephosphorylation. The coding region runs from base 83 to 589 and encodes 168 amino acids. NCBI's taxonomy places the organism in Eukaryota, Oomycota, Peronosporomycetes, Peronosporales, Peronosporaceae.